Molecule: messenger RNA, 273 nt
Organism: Necator americanus (New World hookworm)
Lineage: Eukaryota; Metazoa; Nematoda; Chromadorea; Rhabditida; Ancylostomatidae
Exons: 1
Coding region: 1-273 (90 amino acids)
Source: RefSeq, a predicted model, not a curated record
AUGACGAUCUGUACUUAUAACACACGUACGCUUGCAUUGGACGCGGCCAUUGAAGAUCUGAUGAUGCAAGCCAGGAAGUUUAAGUACGUCGUCAUCGGACUGACCGAGAUGAGGCGACGCGAUCAACUAAACGUCGUGUAUGACACUGGAGAAGAACUGUUCUUAGGAACAUGCGAGAGUACAGGAGUUGGUGGAGUUGGUGUCCGCGUCAACACGAAUAUGGCAAAGAACAUCGACUCUUUCAAACAACUUACAACCCGAAUUGGACGUUAA